UAUCGAGUCGCCCGUCACCACAGCUGAUAUUGAGGCGACGCGCCGGCCGUCCAGAUCAACCAAAAAAGAAAAAAAGAAAAAACAGUAGCCAUGUCGCGGCUCCUCCUCCUCGGGGCCGCCGUGCUGCUGCUCGCGUCGGCCGCCACGGCGCAGGACUGCCUGUCCGCGACGUUCAGCGGCGGGCGGACCUUCGGGCGGUGCAACAACCUGCCGUCGCUGAGCGCCAGCCUGCACUGGACGUACCACCCGGAGAACGGCACCGCGGACGUGGCGUUCCGCGCGCCGUCGGACGCCAGCGGCUGGGUCGCCUGGGGCAUCAACCCCGACCGCGGCGGCAGCAUGGGCGGCAGCAGCGUCUUCGUGGCCUCGCCCUCGCAGGACGGCAGCGGCGCGGUGUCCAUCCUCAUGACCCACCUGGAGAGCACGUCGCCCAGCCUAACCAACAACACGCUCAAGUUCAAGGUGCCCGUCGGCCCCGCCGCCGAGUACUCCAACGGCGCCUACACCAUAUUCGCCACGGUGGAGCUUCCCGGCAACUCCACGCAGCAGUUCACGGUGUGGCAGGCCGGCGCGACCAGCAACGGUGCCAUCUCCCCUCACCCGACGGCGCCGGCCAACUUGGCCAGCACCCAGAGGCUGGACUUCCUCUCCGGGUCCAGCACCGCCGCCUCAAACUCCAGGCUUCACCGCCGUAACAUCCACGGCAUGCUGAACGCGAUCGCCUGGGGCGUCCUGAUCCCCGUCGGCGCCAUCAUCGCGCGGUACCUGCGCGUGUUCGAGUCCGCGGACCCGGCGUGGUUCUACCUGCACAUCGCGUGCCAGUGCUCCGGCUACAUCCUGGGCGUGGCCGGCUGGGGCCUGGGGCUGAAGCUCGGCAGCGAGUCGGCCGGCGUCACCUACCAGCCGCACCGCAGCAUCGGCAUCGCCAUCUUCUGCCUGGCCACGCUGCAGGUGUUCGCGCUGCUGCUCCGGCCCGACAAGAAGAACAGGUACAGGCUGUACUGGAACAUCUACCACCACUCCGUCGGCUACUCCGUCAUCGUCCUCGGUGCCGUCAACAUCUUCAAGGGGCUCGACAUCCUCAAGCCGGACAGCGGCUACAAGACCGCCUACAUUGUCGUCCUGGCCACGCUCGGCGGCGUCGCGCUCUGCCUCGAGGCCAUCACGUGGCCCAUCGCCAUCCGGAAGCGCAGGCGUAACGCCGCCGACAAGGCGUCCAACGGCAACGGCUGGCAGCAGGGUGCGUAGGGGGCCAGGUCGAUCGCCGGGCUUUGUGCGCGUGUGUCGUUGUGCUAUAGUUUUGAUGCGAGAGAGAGGUCUGAUAUCGAUGUGCUGAUGCCGUUGUUCAGAGAGAGAGAUCGUUGCUGAUGUGUUUCUUUCCUGUUACUACUGCCUCUGUAGUCUGUACUCCUACCUAGAAGAGUAGCUCCUUUGAUUUUUUUUCUUCUGUUUUGUUGUUGAAUUUUAUUAGGGUUCUAUAGUGCCAUUUGUACACAUUUUUUCCCUUCUUAUUGAUGUACGUACGACUGCUUUGAUUAUUGUAUGGUUUCAGUCAGAUGACACGGCUUUCCUUACUGCUC
Molecule: messenger RNA, 1580 nt
Organism: Zea mays
Lineage: Eukaryota; Viridiplantae; Streptophyta; Magnoliopsida; Poales; Poaceae
Exons: 2
Coding region: 91-1248 (385 amino acids)
Source: RefSeq, marked validated